Molecule: messenger RNA, 279 nt
Organism: Knipowitschia caucasica
Lineage: Eukaryota; Metazoa; Chordata; Actinopteri; Gobiiformes; Gobiidae
Source: the annotation of a GenBank genome assembly
AUGGAGGAGGUGAUGGAGGAGGUGAUGGAGGAGGUGAUGGAGGAGGUGAUGGAGGACGUGAUGGAGGACGUGAUGGAGGAGGUGAUGGAGGAGGUGAUGAGGAGAGGAGGUGAUAGAGGAGGUGAUGGAGGAGGUGAUGGAGGAGGUGAUGAGGAGGUGAUAGAGGAGGUGAUAGAGGAGGUGAUGGAGCAGGUGAUGGAGGAGGUGAUAGAGGAGGUGAUGGAGGAGGUGAUAGAGGAGGUGAUGGAGGAGGUGAUGGAGGAGGUGAUGAGGAGGUGA